UCUGUGAUAAAUAAAGUGAAAGUUGAAUACAUUUUUAGUGAGCAUAAAGUGAUUCUAAGAAAUUAUUCUUUCGAAUAUGUAAUGAAGUGAGAGAGAUGCGGUUAGUUUGUCGCGUUAAUAAAUGAAUAAAAAGAUAAUUUUUUUAAUAGUUUCUCUAUAUACUUUUUAAGUUGAGUUUAUUUAAAAAUUAAAAGAUAUUUUAAAAAAAUCCUUGUCGAUUUAAUCUGAAGAAAAUUUCAAAUAACUUUUAGCUUAAAUCUAAGCAAAUAAGUGAAACAACGAGCCAAAAAAAAAGAGAAAAAAGUUAGAAUGUUUGUGCAAGUGACCUAAACGAAUUUUUAAUAAAGUUUUUAAAUAUAUUGAAAAAGAAAGGUGACGUUUGCAAUAGCGGUGACAGAGGUGAAACGACACAAAAUACUGCCGGCGCCGUAUAUUACGAGCAGUAACAAUGAAAGUACAUUUUUUUGUUGUUGUGGGGGAACAUUAAAGUAUCAAACAAUAACAAUGAGACGCUUUUGAAGAGCUGUGUGGCACAUAUAUAAAAAUUAUAAGUUUAUCGUUGAAACGGAAUUUUGAUUAUUCAACGUCAAGUAACGACAAACGUUGUCGCCAAAAUGCGUGUUGUGGCUAUGGUUAGUGGUGGCAAGGAUAGCUGCUACAAUAUGAUGCAAUGUGUAGCCGAAGGUCAUGAAAUUGUAGCUUUAGCCAAUUUACACCCAAAAGACAGAGAUGAACUUGACAGUUUUAUGUAUCAAACAGUUGGCCAUAUGGGGAUCGAAAUUUUAGCCGAAGCUAUGAAUUUACCCCUAUAUCGUCGCGAAACGAAAGGACAAAGUACACAGCGUGGUAAACAUUAUGUGCCUACCGAUAACGAUGAAGUUGAAGAUCUUUACGAUCUAUUAAAUUUGUGUAAGAAAGAAUUACACAUUGAGGCGGUGGCGGUAGGUGCUAUAUUGUCCGAUUAUCAGCGUGUAAGAGUGGAAAAUGUAUGCAAUCGCUUGUCGUUGAUGUCAUUGGCCUAUCUAUGGAGGAGAGAUCAGACUGAAUUGCUUCAGGAAAUGAUCGAUUGUCAAGUGCAUGCGAUUUUAAUAAAAGUGGCCAGUCUAGGUUUAGUUCCUGAUCGUCAUUUAGGUAAAUCCCUACACGAAAUUCAACCGCAUUUAUUAAAAAUGCGUGAUAAAUACGGUUUAAAUGUAUGCGGGGAAGGUGGAGAAUAUGAGACUUUUACUUUGGAUUGUCCACUAUUUAAGCAACGUAUUGUUAUUGACGAUAUACAAACUGUGAUUAGUUCGGCCGAUCCGAUAUGCCCGGUGGGUUAUAUAAAUUUCACUAAACUCUCCUUACAACCCAAAGACAUGCAACAGAGCUGUGAUGUAAUUGUGAAAAAGUCGCUUGACUAUAUAAGUGACCUCAAUGAAUCCACCUAUAGUGACCUCAGCGAUCCGGAUCUUAGUGAAACCGAAUUGGAAUUGAUUGAGAAAGAAACACGUUUACGCGAAUCGUUGAGUCAAAAUGAAUUGAUAUCGCGUAGCAAUUCGUUUGGACGACAUCUGGCCACCUCAACCUCGCCUAUACCGAUUGUCACGAAGAGCGCAAGUGUCGACGAACAUACACCGUUAAAUUUGCUCUCCUCGUCGGCUGCUCUGUGUGCUGCCUCUCUCCAUGCCGGCACCUUUGGCUCACCACGUCUAUUGGGCAGUAGCACAGCAGCAGUUUGUGGUAGUCUAUCGUUAGCCGUUUCAUCGAUAGGCUUAUCAGCAAUUGGUACUACGCUUGGGAAAGAUGGUGGGAUGUCGUCCGCAACUGUCGGUGGUGGAAACGGUGGAGGAACUUUGAUUUUUACUCAACCUCCUAGCCCUUUAAAAUAUGAAAGAGAAUUCCAUCCACUCAAUAAUCGGGCUAUGGUGGCCAUUAACUGUAAAGGUUGGAUUUGGGUGGCAGGUAUACAAGGUUGUGCCUCAACCCUUGAAGAAGGUUUUACAAAAGCUUUAGACUCCCUACGCACUUUGGCAAUAGAACAUAAUUAUGAAAUGACUGACUAUUGUUAUGUAACACUGUAUGUACGUUCAAUAUCGGAAUAUCCAGUUCUAAACCGUAUCUACGGUCAAGCGUUAAAUUUUCAAAAUCCUCCGACACGCGUUUGCGUUGAAUGUCCAUUACCAGAUGAAUGCCACGUUAUUAUCGAAGCUAUAGCUUAUAAAAAGCCACAACGCGGACGCAGAUCUACAAUCUCUGUAAAUGAUACCGACGUAUCAAAUGAAAAUCAACAAGCACAAAAUACUUCCAUCAAUAAUGGGGAAUUACCUAACAAACGUAACACUAUGCACGUACAGAGCAUAUCACAUUGGGCUCCCGCCAACAUAGGGCCCUAUAGUCAAUCGACAAAAAUCAAUGAAAUCACAUAUAUAUCUGGACAAAUAGCUCUUGUACCUGGCAGCAUGACAAUAAUUGAUGGCGGCAUACGACCACAAUGUAAGCUCACCUUACGUCAUAUAUCGCGCAUAGCCAAAGCGAUGAAUGCUCAAGGUCAGCUACGCGAUGUGGUGCAUGGCAUUUGUUUUAUUACACAUCCGGCUUUUAUCGGCGAAGCGCGACGUCAAUGGGAACGUCGCACUACCAAUGCCAUUAUGGAUUAUAUAGUGGUGCCGGCUUUGCCACGUGAAGCAUUAGUAGAAUGGCAAGUGUGGGCACACACUCACAAUGAUCGCUUUGAAUACGAAGAGACUGGUUGCUCUAUAAGCGAUUAUACAAUAUCGAUACGACGCCGUUGGAAUUACGAGAAUAACUGCGCUGCCAUUAUAUGUUAUGUGUCAACAGGUUUGGCUUCCUCAACUACGCAAUUAACUCAACUUAGUGAGGAUAUAUUAAAUAAUCAUCGCCAUUUAGCUCAAAAUCUUAAAGCCGAUCAUUUAGAGGAAAUACUCACUUAUGUAGUAAAUCGCUUACUUAAAGAUUAUCCUUUGCUGAAAAAAAGUAAUGAAAAUCUUUGCACUAGCAAUGACGGCAUCAGUACAACAGAAAAUAAUGUAAAUGCGAUUCAUAAUUGUACCAGUAAUAGUGCUAAUGUCGAUAUUAUAUUACCGCCAGCAAUACACCUAAAAGUGUUCUAUCAAGUAAAUGCGGCACCGUCGGUCGAUUUAUUGCUAAUGGCAUUGAACGAAUUUCGUGAGAAAUGCGAACAGACGGCGAAUAUCGUGUUCACUGUAUUGCCCGCUUGCAGCUUACAUAAUUUCAGUACAUUUCUCUCGAUAUGCGGUGUAAGGCAUGAGUAAAAUGAAACUAAGAAACAGAUAUACACAUGCACAUCUUCUUUUUUAACUAAAAAAAUUAUGAAACAGAAAUCUUAUAAAAUAAAACGCUUCGGACCAAAAACCAUAAGAAAUAAAAACCUAUUUGCAAGCGCUUUUUUCGCGAAUUUAUUAUAAACAAAAACA
Messenger RNA from Glossina fuscipes, 3434 nucleotides. RefSeq names its product diphthine--ammonia ligase. Gene Ontology annotation, biological process: protein histidyl modification to diphthamide. The transcript is spliced from 11 exons. The record is from RefSeq and is a predicted model, not a curated record. Bases 615 to 3272 code for a protein of 885 amino acids. Gene Ontology annotation, molecular function: diphthine-ammonia ligase activity. NCBI's taxonomy places the organism in Eukaryota, Metazoa, Arthropoda, Insecta, Diptera, Glossinidae.